GGCCCAUUAAAUAAGAACGAACUCGUGAUUUUCAUUUCGUGCUUCUUCUUCUUCGUUCCUUCACUCCUUCGUAACAGUGAAGUACCCAUUGCAUAAACCCAAAACCCUAAUCUCUUCAUGCUUCACUCCCAUCAAAUUUAAAUCCAAAUUCAAUUUCAAUUUCAAUUUCAGUUACAAUGAGUUGCAGAAUUUUACUUUCACUUCGUUCUUCAAGAAUCGCAAUCACAAAACUCAAAUCAAUCACAAAUUCCCAAUUUUCCACUAUUCUCUUCAAUCGACUUCCCGUUUCUUCAAUCUCCGGUCACCGGAAUCUCCAUUCGCAUUCCUCUGAACUCGGUAACUCGUUAAUCGACCCGUCACUAAAAAUUCACUUAAACGACAAUGCCGCUCACCAAAACGACGAUGAAGACGAAACCACGAACGAGUUUCUCUCACGAUUCGCUUGGAUAAUGAGGAAAAAAGUGAAGGAAGUGUAUCCUGAAUGCGAUAAAAGUACUGUAGAUGGAAUGCUAGUUCUGAUUGUUGAAAGAGUUGUUUCAGAAAUGGAAAAAGGUGGUGGUGGUGCUGAAAAACCGGUUUUUGAUUCAGUUGAUUUCAGUGAGGAUCUUUGGAAGACUGUGUGGGAGGUUAGUAAUAAGGUUUUGGUUGAUAUGAAUAAAGAGAGGAAGAAGGAGAAAAUGAAGAGUUUUUUGCAAUGUGAUGAGGUUAAAGAAAUGUGUAGAUUCGCCGGUGAAGUUGGUAUUCGAGGCAAUUUGCUUAGAGAGCUUAGGUUUAAAUGGGCACGUGAGAAAAUGGAGGAACAUGAGUUUUAUGAGGAUUUGGAGAAAUUGAGGAAAGAGGGACAGGUUAUUGAAGAAGGAAUAAAACAUGAAAGUGACACCGAAACAGAUGUUGGUGUUCGUGUUGAUGGUAAUGUUGAGGAGAAGGGUGAGAAUAAGGUUGUUGGGCUUCCUAAGAGGAAGGGGAAAUUGAAGUUUAAGAUUUAUGGACUUGAUUUAUCUGAUCCUAAAUGGGAACAAGUGGCUGAUAGGAUUCAUGAGGCAGGAGAAGUUCUUUGGCCGAAGGAGGCGAAGCCAAUAACUGGGAAAUGCAAACAAGUUACCGAGAGAAUUCUGGCGUUGAAGGAGGAGGAUGGAGAUGAUAGUUUGUUAACCCUUUUGGCUGAGUGGAUAGAGCUUCUGCAGCCUGCUAGGGUUGAUUGGUUCAAUUUGCUUGAAAGGUUGAAAAACCAGAAUUCUCCUUUGUACUUCAAGGUGGCAGAAAAGGUAUUGACUGAAGAUUCUUUCCAAACAAAUAUAUCUGACUACUCUAGGCUUAUUGAUAUGUAUGCUAAAGAGAACCGCAUUGAUGAUACUGAGAGAAUGCUUGAGAAGAUGAAUGAAAAUGGUAUACAGCCAGAUACUUCGAUAGCCAGUGUGUUGGUCCACAUGUACAGCAAGAUAGGUAAUCUUGAAGGUGCAGAAGAGGCAUUUAAAAUCUUGAGUAGCCAUGGUUUCCAACCGGACUCCAAAGUUUACAACUCAAUGAUCAUUGCCUACAUAAAUGCUGGUGAACCUACAAAGGGUGAGACACUGAUGAGGCAGAUGGAGACAAGAGAUAUUCAGCCCACAAAGGAAAUAUACAUGGCAUUGCUUCGAUAUUAUUCUCAAUGUGGUGACUUUGAUCGUGCCUCGCGAACUUCUACAUCUAUGCAAUUUGCAGGACACCAGCAGACUCUGGAAACAUGCACCCUGCUUAUUGAAGCAGCUGCAGCUGCAGUUGACUGUCACGUAGAAAAGGUAAGCUCCAAUUUUGACCACAUGGUACAACUUGGGCAUAAGCCUAACGAUAGGUGCGCUGCUGCCAUGAUUCGUGCUUAUGAGAGGACAAAUUCAUUAGACAAGGCAUUGGAUCUUCUUUUAACGUUAGAGAAGGAUGGGUUUGAGCCUGGGGUUGCAACUUAUUCUGUUCUUAUGGAAUGGAUGGCUAAAAUGCAGCUUGUCGAUGAGACUGAACAGAUUUUAAACAAAAUUGCUCUGCUGGGUGAAGCUCCUCCUUUUAGGGUUCAAGUUAGUCUCUGUGAUAUGUAUGCAAGGACUAAAAUGGAGAGAAAGGCUCUUCAAACCCUAGGUGUUCUGAUAGCUAGGAAGGACGAAUUACGAGAACGUCAGUUUGAGAGGAUUAUAACCGGCCUUAUUAGUGGUGGAUUUUUGCGGGAUGCACAAAGAAUGCACGAGAUCAUGGAAUCACAGGGUUUCAAAGCAUCUGGACUGCUUAUUUCAGCCCUUAAAUCUGGCGACUUACCUUGCAGUAUGAGGUAAUUUAGGGGCUCAUGAGUAGUGCCGUGUUUGUCUUUUUCUGCGAGCUGGCCAACAAAUCAUCUGCCUUAUGAAGGAAGCCAUGGUCUUGUCUUAUAGAUUGAUCAUACCAUGUAACCAAUAAAGGAUUUUAGUUUAUGCUUGAUAAGUUCUUAGUUUCUCAAUUGUAUCAUUUUUAUGGAUUUUACCAUGGUUACAUGUUUGCAAGUGCUCAGAUUACAACAAUUUAUUUCUCUUAUUAUUCUUUUGAA
Messenger RNA from Trifolium pratense (red clover), 2548 nucleotides. Its product is annotated as putative pentatricopeptide repeat-containing protein At1g12700, mitochondrial. The transcript is spliced from 2 exons. NCBI's taxonomy places the organism in Eukaryota, Viridiplantae, Streptophyta, Magnoliopsida, Fabales, Fabaceae. Gene Ontology annotation, molecular function: protein binding. The coding region runs from base 177 to 2300 and encodes 707 amino acids. The record is from RefSeq and is a predicted model, not a curated record.